AUGUCACAAGAGCCGCUUUUACCACUAUAUAGGACAGCACCAAAUAGUCCAAAUCGUCGAGUUAUCGUAAUAAGAUUUUCAGAUGUUAAUAUUAGAGAUUUAGAAAUUGACAUUACAGAUGUACCAUAUAGGGAGGUUACAACCCGUUGGCUACGGCAGAAAUGCAGGGAACUGAGGCCACAAGAAACUGACAGUAGAAGGUUAAAAUUUAUUAGAAGUGGUGCACUUUUAAAUUCUCAUGCCGACCUUUCGAGUGAAUUGAGUAGACAUUUUAUUCGACAAGAUGCGGCUUCUAAUGGUAACGACAGUAAUAGGGAUCAAUCAAGGAGCAAGUUUUACAUCCAUUGUAUUGUAGGUACAGAACGUCUGGAACGUGAUCAAUUACUCAAUGAAGAUGCCAUGGAUGAUGCGGGACCCUCGAGAGAAGGUGUAACUACACAAGCCGUUGGAUUCGAUCGUUUGAGAGCUGUUGGAUUCACAGAUGAAGAGAUUGAACUACUUAGACAACAGUUUAGAGCUACUUAUGGUGAUUUAGAAACAGAACCAAACCGUGACGGUGAUGACAACGAUAUUAGACAAUUGGAAGAACAAUGGAUGGAAAGUGGUACCGAAAGACCCGGUGAAGCCGUUUACGAAGAUGAAAGGUUUAAUGCAAUGCCAACAUCAAAUUUCAGACACAAUCGCGACCUUUUGGUCGGGAUUUGUGUAGGUUUUUUUCUAGGGUUAUUUGGAUUAUUGCUCAUGAAAACUGAAGGCUUGUUUAGUAAAAGGCAAAAGAUGGCAAUUGUUGCAGGAGUUAUGGUUAAUGUAAUGUUCAACGCAGUCAGAGGGUUUUGA
Molecule: messenger RNA, 837 nt
Organism: Zygosaccharomyces rouxii
Lineage: Eukaryota; Fungi; Ascomycota; Saccharomycetes; Saccharomycetales; Saccharomycetaceae
Gene: DSC3
Product: Dsc3p
Exons: 1
Coding region: 1-837 (278 amino acids)
Biological process (GO): protein processing
Cellular component (GO): endoplasmic reticulum; Dsc E3 ubiquitin ligase complex
Source: RefSeq, a predicted model, not a curated record